Drosophila busckii is the source of this 859-nucleotide messenger RNA. RefSeq names its product neuropeptide CCHamide-2 (gene CCHa2). Bases 196 to 585 code for a protein of 129 amino acids. NCBI's taxonomy places the organism in Eukaryota, Metazoa, Arthropoda, Insecta, Diptera, Drosophilidae. The transcript is spliced from 4 exons. Gene Ontology annotation, biological process: neuropeptide signaling pathway. Gene Ontology annotation, molecular function: neuropeptide hormone activity. The record is from RefSeq and is a predicted model, not a curated record.
AAAUUAAUUAAAAGUUUUCGUUCGUAUGACAACAUACGCGUCGUAUGAUUGAUGUGACUGUGGUAGAAGUAAAUCGAAUGUGCAGCAUAUUAUGUAAAACGUGCUUAAACAAAUAAGUUUAGCUUUUAUCUAAGCUUGAACUAAACAAAGAUAUCCGCAAGCUGCUGACUGUUAAGGAAAUUCAAAGCACUUAAUAUGAAGUCCACAAUUUCAUUACUGGUUGUCAUCUGCACUGUUGUGUUGGCCGCGCAACAGAGUCAGGCGAAAAAGGGUUGUCAGGCCUAUGGCCACGUCUGUUAUGGUGGGCAUGGGAAACGUUCCUUGAAUAACGGUAACGCUGCUGUAGCCAAUGAACAGGAGUAUGGGCAUCCCAAUGGCAAUGGCUUAGUGGCCUCCACUAACGAGCAAGCGCCCGUUGUGCCCGAGCCAGACUUUGAUGACUAUCCGUCGCGUCAAGUGCUCUAUAAGAUUAUGAAGAACUGGUUUAACCGUCCUCAUCGGCCAGCAGCGCGUUUGAGUGAGCUGGACUAUCCCAUUUCCGGUGAGAGCUUUAAUCGCGAAAUCUCUUUGAAUGGCCUCAACUAAGCCAAUAGCUUGGCCCAACUAAAGCAUGCACUGAAUCCAAACGAAUCCCUUUCAACAGAAAAAUAGCGUAACUGCAAUAUUAUCAAUUACUAAAUGCAUUUGUUAUUUGAAAUGUUUCAUCGAUGUCUACGCAUAUCUAAAUAGCGCCAAGCAUUUUCGCCACAUUCAUGUGUAAGUGAAGGGGUAGGAAAUCACACUGAAGUUUUUAGGGGCUGGUAAAGAUUUCAGUACAACAUAAAACAUAUACUACAAAAUAAAGCAAGAUUAAACCCAA